AUGCUUGGCCCAGCCGAGAACGGACUUUUGCGCCUUGUCGAUGAAUUACUCCUCAACAUUAUCGAUCACAUCGACAACCAGGACGCUCUUUGUAGCCUUUCCGCGACAUGCACGCGGUUCCAAGGUCUCGUUGAACCCUACAUCUGGCGGAAAUUAGAAGUUUUGACAGGGGAUCAUGCACGCAACAUUGCCACAGCACUUGACAAAAGGGAUGACCGGACGGACUAUAUCCAAGAUCUGGCUAUUCGAUACAACGAUACAUACCGCGAUGGCGUAGAGGAAUUAAACCACUUUUUGAGCCUGAUGAGUAAACUGCGCCAUCUGCACAUUGAGAGUCCUUGCCCGAACAACGUGGAAUGGCAACACGGCGGUAUCUACUUUGAUGGGUACUCAAGGAUUGAUUAUACAAACUUGCUUGCAGCGUCAGUGUAUCCGCGUUCCGGAAUGCCGAUGACACUGCCGAUGCUACAGUCAUUGACCCUACACGCACACGGUUCGGGAGACAACAAAUAUAAACUAGGCCGCGCCGUUGCUAUGUUCAAACAUCCAAGCUUACAGAACAUCACAUUGUCGUGUUUGGACUUUGACGGAGAACUUGGAAUAUCCGCAUCGGAAACUAAGACGACGCCUCUCCGGUCUCUAACGCUUAUCGAAUGUAACGUCAACGUAAAGUUCCUUGAUGAAGUCUUGAGCUUACCCAAAGCUCUCAAGGAGCUGUCAAUUGGGGAGCGACUCCAUGUGUUCCAGGAAUGCCAACCAUCUAUGGACCCCGAACGCCGCACCUCCUCCCGUCAAUUUCUCCUUGCGUUGCAGAAGCAAGCACACUCGCUGCAGCGUCUGACACACUGCGGUGGCCAUGUCGGCCAUCUGACUCCGCGCGACACCGAUCCUGAAGGCGCUGAGAAGUUACGCUCCCUCGUUGAUCUAGAGUACCUCGAAUUGGGUUUUGAAUCACAUCUGUACUACUACCUACGGCAAAGCGGCUUUCCACCAGCCCUCAGAUCUCUCAAGAUGCUCGACUCUGCCAUCUCAAUCAACUCGGGUCACGAUCUGCGCUCGUUAUCCGACAUCGCCUUCCGCUCUCUCACGUCACUUGUAGAUGUCUGUCUUCCAAGAACACUGGUAGAUGACUUCACACUACACCUCAAGUUCUCGGAUCACUCGUUUUUCCGGCUCUUCGAGAUUGUCGACGCAACAGAACAAGCUCACCUCCUGAGCGCACUCUUCUUUGACCGCGCAGCGACCUACAAGAUUGCUUCGAUGCUCAAAUCCUACAGUACCAACUCCCACUUCCUUGUUUCGAGAGAGACUUUUCCAUCGGGAAAGUCUUUUAUCCCGCCAUACAUGCACGGUGAAGAACUUCCUGUCGAAGAGCUGAUGUACACCAGCGAUGACUUUUGGCGCUUCAACGGCAUCAACUACCGUAUCAUGGAUGACGAGAACUGGAGAGAUGAGCUCAAAAAGGGGAAGAAGCUUGCUAUCUGCAAGAGGUGUAAGACUAGGGGACUGGGUGUGGAUGCUUGUCGCAGUUUGGGUGACGGAAGUGCCUGCAUGCCUUGUAAAACGACUGAUUGGGGGGUGUGUGAAUGGGAGAGGGAUGAGAGGGGUGAACUAGUUGGCGCUGAAGACGUGGAAGUGAGCUCGGUGUAG
This is a messenger RNA of Alternaria alternata, 1650 nucleotides long. RefSeq lists its product as hypothetical. The transcript is spliced from 2 exons. Bases 1 to 1650 code for a protein of 549 amino acids. NCBI's taxonomy places the organism in Eukaryota, Fungi, Ascomycota, Dothideomycetes, Pleosporales, Pleosporaceae. Gene Ontology annotation, molecular function: protein binding. The record is from RefSeq and is a predicted model, not a curated record.